AUGAUCCGAUCCAGCUGCCAUACUUUCCAGCAUCGUCAGACAACUUUCGUGCGCAGAGCCUGGACUUCCGCUUUUGCCACCAGUCAUCGAGAAGUACGAGAGGAAGGUCAAGGGUUCAGCUCUCGGGGUCUUCAAAUAGAAGAGAGCUGUGAACUCAUUACCAAUUUGGUAGAACAUUAUUGCAUGACGACCAUUGUCAUCGACGCUCUCGACGAAUGUGAUCCCGAAAAGCGGGAGAUGUUCCUAGACGGGAUCGAAAGUCUGCUGCAAAAAAAUUCGUUUGGGCUAGUGAAAGUGUUUCUAUCGAGUCGUGACGACCAAGAUAUCCAACGUUUGUUGCGCAACAACCAUGCCAAGGAGGCACUGAAAGUUUUGAUUAUUGAUGCAGUUAGUAGAGGCAUUGAUGGCAUGUUCAGAUGGGCGAGUCUGCAAUUGGAAAUGCUUUGCACGAUGAAGCUAGAUCAAGAUGUCCCAGCAAGAUUGGGGCGACUACCACCCAAACUGGAGCAACUUUACCUGGAGGCCUACGAGAAUAAUCUGCUGAAGUACCCAGGCGAGAUCGGCCAGUCUAUCAUCAGCAACAUAAUGAAAUGGUUGCUCUGUGCGCAAAGGCAAAUGAAAUCCUCGGAAUUUUGCACUGCUGUAGCAAUGUAUACUGUUCCCACUGAAGAGCUUACAAAGGAACAUGUCCUCGACCUUUGUCAUAACUUCGUUGUGUUCGACAACGGUUCGGAUGUAUUUAGGUUUGCUCAUCUUUCGGUGCGAGAGUUCCUCGAGAAGCGAGCUGAGUAUAUGGCAAAUUCGUGUCAUCUCCUUGCAGCCGAGACCUGCUUGUUACAAUUCAUCGGUUCAUCAAACUGGUCAGUUGCAGAGGCUUUCCUGCAACAACAUUACGCCCUUGAUCUUCGUGGGAAGUUGCAUCUACUGCGGAAUUGUUGGGAGGUUUCCAUAAUUAUGCUACGAUUUUCUGGGCCAGACAUUGCCGGUUGA
This is a messenger RNA of Letharia columbiana, 990 nucleotides long. RefSeq lists its product as uncharacterized. The transcript is spliced from 2 exons. NCBI's taxonomy places the organism in Eukaryota, Fungi, Ascomycota, Lecanoromycetes, Lecanorales, Parmeliaceae. Bases 1 to 990 code for a protein of 329 amino acids. The record is from RefSeq and is a predicted model, not a curated record.